AUGUUCCAACCCAACCCCGAAGACCACCUCCACCUCCGCCUCCACCGCGCCCGCUCCGUAGUCCUCACCUCCGAUGAACUCGUCGAGAUCCGCGCAGCCCAGCGCACCUUUGAGGGCGCCUACAUGCGCACGGCCCUGGGCCAGUUCUCCUUCGCCCUCAUCAUCCUCAAGAUCUUCACGUCCGAGUUCUACGCCAUCGGCGCCCUCUUCGCCGUCUACGGCGCCGCCGUCAUGCUCGUCGCCAUCUACCGCCGCUACGAGGGCAACCGCCAGUUCUUCCUCGCCGCGCCCGACGUCGACGCCGCCGGCGACCGCGACCCGGCCGACGCCGACGAGGCGCCCGCCAAGAGGUUUCGCACCUCGGGCAACAGCGUCGCCCUGCUCGCCGGCCUGAGCCUCGCUGCCUACUCGACCCUGCUUGUUCUGACCUGGCAGCUUGUCAGCUGA
Verticillium dahliae VdLs.17 is the source of this 447-nucleotide messenger RNA. RefSeq lists its product as uncharacterized. The record is from RefSeq and is a predicted model, not a curated record. NCBI's taxonomy places the organism in Eukaryota, Fungi, Ascomycota, Sordariomycetes, Glomerellales, Plectosphaerellaceae. The coding region runs from base 1 to 447 and encodes 148 amino acids. The transcript has 3 exons.